Molecule: messenger RNA, 4848 nt
Organism: Symphalangus syndactylus (siamang)
Lineage: Eukaryota; Metazoa; Chordata; Mammalia; Primates; Hylobatidae
Gene: PTCH1
Product: patched 1
Biological process (GO): negative regulation of smoothened signaling pathway
Cellular component (GO): plasma membrane
Molecular function (GO): hedgehog family protein binding; hedgehog receptor activity; smoothened binding
Source: RefSeq, a predicted model, not a curated record
CGCUUCCGUGGGAAUGCGAGCAGGAAAGGCUUUGAGAAUGCAAGCAUGAAAGGUGGUGUUCUGCAGUCCUCUGGGAACCCCCCCACUUCCCGGAGCGCUGGGGAUGCUAAAAGGAUCUUCCUUGCUUCCCCACACCUCCCCCCACCGGCGUUGGGACAAAAUGGCCAAAUGUUAGCAAAUAAUGUGUGCGGGGGCGGGGGCGCCGAGCACAAGGUGGAGAAGCCGCGGGAGCGCGCGGAGACCCCCCGCCUGGCGGCCCCCAGCAGACAGGGCCGCGGGGGGCGAGGAGGGGGGCGGCUAGGCUCGCGGGAGCUCGCCGGGCAGGGCGCCUCCCAGGAAGGCGGGGAGGGGAGCGCCUGUUUACCCAGGAGGGCUGUGCUGAUAGCACGUUCCUGGAGUUUACUUUGCUUUCCUUGAGUUUAUUGUAAAGGGGUAAAGUUUUCGGAUCCGUCACGUGACCCUGACAGGUCCUGCCUAUGGCGCGGCAGACCACCCACGCCGAGGGCCAUGGAACUGCUUAAUAGAAACAGGCUUGUAAUUGUGAGUCCGCGCUGCACUCCGCCGAAAGCCUCCGGCGGCCCAGCGCGCCGGGGUUUUUACACUUUCCGUUCCUUUUGUAAAGACGGAGGAGGAGGAGGAGAAGAAGAAAACGGAGGAGAAGAAAAAGACGACGACAGGGGAGACAAAGAGACCCGCAGCGACAAGGGGAAGGCUACUGGCCGGAAAGCGCCGCUGUGGCUGAGAGCGAAGUUUCAGAGACUCUUAUUUAAACUGGGUUGUUACAUUCAAAAAAACUGCGGCAAGUUCUUGGUUGUGGGCCUCCUCAUAUUUGGGGCCUUCGCGGUGGGAUUAAAGGCAGCGAACCUCGAGACCAACGUGGAGGAGCUGUGGGUGGAAGUUGGAGGACGAGUAAGUCGAGAAUUAAAUUAUACUCGCCAGAAGAUUGGAGAAGAGGCUAUGUUUAAUCCUCAACUCAUGAUACAGACCCCUAAAGAGGAAGGUGCUAACGUCCUGACCACAGAAGCGCUCCUACAACACCUGGACUCGGCGCUCCAGGCCAGCCGUGUCCACGUAUACAUGUACAACAGGCAGUGGAAAUUGGAACAUUUGUGUUACAAAUCAGGAGAGCUUAUCACAGAAACAGGUUACAUGGAUCAGAUAAUAGAAUAUCUUUACCCUUGUUUGAUUAUUACACCUUUGGACUGCUUCUGGGAAGGGGCGAAAUUACAGUCUGGGACAGCAUACCUCCUAGGUAAACCUCCUUUGCGGUGGACAAACUUCGACCCUUUGGAAUUCCUAGAAGAGUUAAAGAAAAUAAACUAUCAAGUGGACAGCUGGGAGGAAAUGCUGAAUAAGGCUGAGGUUGGUCGUGGUUACAUGGACCGCCCCUGCCUUAAUCCAGCUGAUCCAGACUGCCCCGCCACAGCCCCCAACAAAAAUUCAACCAAACCUCUUGAUAUGGCCCUUGUUUUGAAUGGUGGAUGUCAUGGCUUAUCCAGAAAGUAUAUGCACUGGCAGGAGGAGUUGAUUGUGGGUGGCACAGUCAAGAACAGCACUGGAAAACUCGUCAGCGCCCACGCCCUGCAGACCAUGUUCCAAUUAAUGACUCCCAAGCAAAUGUACGAGCACUUCAAGGGGUACGAGUAUGUCUCACACAUCAACUGGAACGAGGACAAGGCGGCAGCCAUCCUGGAGGCCUGGCAGAGGACGUAUGUGGAGGUGGUUCAUCAGAGUGUUGCACAGAACUCCACUCAAAAGGUGCUUUCCUUCACCACCACGACCCUGGACGACAUCCUGAAAUCCUUCUCUGACGUCAGUGUCAUCCGCGUGGCCAGCGGCUACUUACUCAUGCUCGCCUAUGCCUGUCUAACCAUGCUGCGCUGGGACUGCUCCAAGUCCCAGGGUGCCGUGGGGCUGGCUGGCGUCCUGCUGGUUGCACUGUCAGUGGCUGCAGGACUGGGCCUGUGCUCAUUGAUCGGAAUUUCCUUUAACGCUGCAACAACUCAGGUUUUGCCAUUUCUCGCUCUUGGUGUUGGUGUGGAUGAUGUUUUUCUUCUGGCCCACGCCUUCAGUGAAACCGGACAGAAUAAAAGAAUCCCUUUUGAGGACAGGACCGGGGAGUGCCUGAAGCGCACAGGAGCCAGCGUGGCCCUCACGUCCAUCAGCAAUGUCACAGCCUUCUUCAUGGCCGCGUUAAUCCCAAUUCCCGCUCUGCGGGCGUUCUCCCUCCAGGCAGCGGUAGUAGUGGUGUUCAAUUUUGCCAUGGUUCUGCUCAUUUUUCCUGCAAUUCUCAGCAUGGAUUUAUAUCGACGCGAGGACAGGAGACUGGAUAUUUUCUGCUGUUUUACAAGCCCCUGUGUCAGCAGAGUGAUUCAGGUUGAACCUCAGGCCUACACCGACACACACGACAAUACCCGCUACAGCCCCCCACCCCCCUACAGCAGCCACAGCUUUGCCCACGAAACACAGAUUACCAUGCAGUCCACUGUCCAGCUCCGCACGGAGUACGACCCCCACACGCACGUGUACUACACUACCGCCGAGCCGCGCUCUGAGAUCUCCGUGCAGCCCGUCACCGUGACACAGGACACCCUCAGCUGCCAGAGCCCAGAGAGCACCAGCUCCACAAGGGACCUGCUCUCCCAGUUCUCCGACUCCAGCCUCCACUGCCUCGAGCCCCCCUGUACCAAGUGGACACUCUCAUCUUUUGCUGAGAAGCACUAUGCUCCUUUCCUCUUGAAACCAAAAGCCAAGGUAGUGGUGAUCUUCCUUUUUCUGGGCUUGCUGGGGGUCAGCCUUUAUGGGACCACCCGAGUGAGAGACGGGCUGGACCUUACGGACAUUGUACCUCGGGAAACCAGAGAAUAUGACUUUAUUGCUGCACAAUUCAAAUACUUUUCUUUCUACAACAUGUAUAUAGUCACCCAGAAAGCAGACUACCCGAAUAUCCAGCACUUACUUUACGACCUUCACAGGAGUUUCAGUAACGUGAAGUAUGUCAUGUUGGAAGAAAACAAACAGCUUCCCAAAAUGUGGCUGCACUACUUCAGAGACUGGCUUCAGGGACUUCAGGAUGCAUUUGACAGUGACUGGGAAACCGGGAAAAUCAUGCCAAACAAUUACAAGAAUGGAUCAGAUGAUGGAGUCCUUGCCUACAAACUCCUGGUGCAAACCGGCAGCCGCGAUAAGCCCAUCGACAUCAGCCAGUUGACUAAACAGCGUCUGGUGGAUGCAGAUGGCAUCAUUAAUCCCAGCGCUUUUUACAUCUACCUGACGGCUUGGGUCAGCAAUGACCCCGUCGCGUAUGCUGCUUCCCAGGCCAACAUCCGGCCACACCGACCGGAAUGGGUCCACGACAAAGCCGACUACAUGCCUGAAACAAGGCUGAGAAUCCCGGCAGCAGAGCCCAUCGAGUAUGCCCAGUUCCCUUUCUACCUCAACGGCUUGCGGGACACCUCAGACUUUGUGGAGGCAAUUGAAAAAGUAAGGACCAUCUGCAGCAACUAUACGAGCCUGGGGCUGUCCAGUUACCCCAACGGCUACCCCUUCCUCUUCUGGGAGCAGUACAUCGGCCUCCGCCACUGGCUGCUGCUGUUCAUCAGCGUGGUGUUGGCCUGCACAUUCCUCGUGUGCGCCGUCUUCCUUCUGAACCCCUGGACGGCUGGGAUCAUUGUGAUGGUCCUGGCGCUGAUGACGGUCGAGCUCUUCGGCAUGAUGGGCCUCAUUGGAAUUAAGCUCAGCGCCGUGCCCGUGGUCAUCCUGAUCGCUUCUGUUGGCAUAGGAGUGGAGUUCACCGUUCACGUUGCUUUGGCCUUUCUGACGGCCAUCGGCGACAAGAACCGCAGGGCUGUGCUUGCCCUGGAGCACAUGUUUGCACCCGUCCUGGAUGGCGCCGUGUCCACUCUGCUGGGAGUGCUGAUGCUUGCGGGAUCUGAGUUCGACUUCAUUGUCAGGUAUUUCUUUGCUGUGCUGGCGAUCCUCACCAUCCUCGGCGUUCUCAAUGGGCUGGUUUUGCUUCCCGUGCUUUUGUCUUUCUUUGGACCAUAUCCUGAGGUGUCUCCAGCCAAUGGCUUGAACCGCCUGCCCACACCCUCCCCUGAGCCACCCCCCAGCGUGGUCCGGUUCGCCAUGCCUCCUGGCCACAUGCACAGCGGGUCUGAUUCCUCCGACUCGGAGUAUAGUUCCCAGACGACAGUGUCAGGCCUCAGCGAGGAGCUUCGGCACUACGAGGCCCAGCAGGGCGCGGGAGGCCCUGCCCACCAAGUGAUCGUGGAAGCCACAGAAAACCCCGUCUUCGCCCACUCCACUGUGGUCCAUCCCGAAUCCAGGCAUCACCCACCCUCAAACCCGCGACAGCAGCCCCACCUGGACUCAGGGUCCCUGCCUCCCGGACGGCAAGGCCAGCAGCCCCGCAGGGACCCCCCCAGAGAAGGCUUGUGGCCACCCCCCUACAGACUGCGCAGAGACGCUUUUGAAAUUUCUACUGAAGGGCAUUCUGGCCCUAGCAAUAGGGACCGCUGGGGCCCCCGCGGGGCCCGUUCUCACAACCCUCGGAACCCAGCGUCCACUGCCAUGGGCAGCUCCGUGCCCGGCUACUGCCAGCCUAUCACCACUGUGACAGCUUCUGCCUCCGUGACUGUCGCCGUGCACCCGCCGCCUGUCCCCGGGCCUGGGCGGAACCCCCGAGGGGGGCUCUGCCCGGGCUACCCUGAGACUGACCACGGCCUGUUCGAGGACCCCCACGUGCCUUUCCACGUCCGGUGUGAGAGGAGGGAUUCGAAGGUGGAAGUCAUUGAGCUGCAGGACGUGGAGUGCGAGGAGAGGCCCCGGGGAAGCAGCUCCAACUGA